AUGCAGUGCCUCUUCCUGGCGGAGCGCGUCUCCGCGGAGGGGUACGUGGUGCUUCUCGCCGAGACGUUCCGCCCCGCGUUUCACGCGGUCCGAUCGUUUCUCACGACCAUUGCGGAGCCGACCUCGCGGCCCGCGCUGAUGCACGAGUACCGCAUGACACCCUUCUCGUUGGGAACGGCCGUCUCCGCCAGCGUCGCAGCGUCGGAGGUGGUGAACUUUUUGGACACCUACGUCUACGGCUUCUGCGACGAAGGGGGUGACUCGCGGCGGGCUCGCGUUUGCGGCUUCGUGGAGAUGUGUAUGAGCCGGUACAAUUUGGCUCGCAUUGUGAUUGACGACGCGCGCACAUUUGUGGAGUGCGAAAACGUUGAAACGGCGGAGGCGCUUCUCGCCGAUCCGGUGGUGCGGUCGCUGUGCGCCGAACCGCCCAAGCUUGUGCCUGCCGCCGCACGCUCUCUUCUCAUGCUGAGGAGUCGCGCCGUCGCACGGCUGGUGGCGGAGCGUUGCGUUUUUCUUGGAUUUCCGCUGCAGCAGCAGUACGACUACGAGGCGGACGACGGCAUUCGCAACAUCCACGUCGUGCUGAAGACGCAGGCGAAACCGCGGCCGUACCAAGUUGACGCCGUCAACGCCGCGGCGACGGAGGGUUCACUGCGAAGCGGCUGCAUUGUGCUGCCGUGCGGCGCGGGCAAGACGCUUGUGGGAAUUAUGCUUUUGUGCAAGGUGAGGAAGCCGACCCUCAUCCUCUGCGCGGGAAGCGUGAGCGUUGAACAGUGGAGGAAUCAGAUUUUAGAAUUUGCCAGCAUCUGCGCCCCUGGCACCGGCGAUGAAAUGACUGCCGCUGAAAGGCAUCGGUCGACGUUGGAGGGAGCCGCACGCAUUGCCUGUUUGACUGGAAAACAAAAGGACCCGAUCACAGAAGACACCGACAUUGUGCUCACGACGUACAGCAUGCUGGUGACGGCACACCGGGCGCAGAUGCGGCAGCAUGCGGGACGCGCAAUUGGGUCUACAGAUGCCCGACCGCAGAAGAGACGACGCCCCAAUCCAAAGGAGAAGCUCUUUCAGCCCUAUGGUCUCCUCAUUAUGGAUGAGGUCCACGUCAUGCCGGCGGAGGCGUACAAGGAGAGCUUGGGCCUUGUCGAUGCCAAGGGUGUGGUGGGGCUAACCGCCACCUAUGUCCGCGAGGACGCGAAAAUCCGGGACCUGUUUCACCUUGUCGGACCGAAGCUUUACGACGUGUCGUGGGAGACGCUGGCGUCAAGCGGCUAUCUGGCGAAUGUCACCUGCAUCGAGGUGUUGGCGCCGCUUACAAAGCAGUUUAGUCUUGAGUAUAUGCAGCGCAGCGGCGAGGACCGCGCACUGCAGCAGCGGAAAAUGCCGCUACUUGUCAUGCUGGCCGCCGCAAACCCGAACAAGAUGCUCUGUGUUGCCGAACUUGUGCGCAGGCACGUCGCGGAAUCGUCAAAGAUACUCGUGUUUUGCGACCAUCUUCUGCUGCUUAAGGAGUACGGGAGUCUUCUUCGUGCCCCUGUUAUAUGUGGGGAAACGCCGCAUCGUGAACGAUUAAUGAUUUUUUCUGAUUUUCAGAGCACCUCGAAGUUAAACGUCAUCUGCUUGUCGCGCGUGGGUGACGUCAGUGUCAACCUCCCGAGCGCCAACGUGGUGAUACAAGUCUCCAGUCACGGUGGAAGCCGACGACAGGAGGCGCAGCGCCUCGGGAGGAUUUUGCGCCCCAAGGCGAGGGCCAGUAACGGCAAGGUGGUGGACGCGUGGUUCUACACCAUCAUUAGCACAGACACGCUGGAGAUGGCCUACGCGGCACACCGCACAGCGUUUCUUGUGGAUCAGGGAUACACGUGCCGCAUCAUGGAAUUUCGGCCGGACGACCUUUCGAAAAAAGAGCCGGACACCGUCACUGUCAUCACGGAGCCGGGCGACGUUGUGAGCAUGAAGCAGGAGAAGCUGCGAAGCGCCUUGCGGGAGAAGGAACUCCGCUGUGAGUCCUUGACGGCGCCACAGGGCUCCGUGGACGCCCGAAGUCUGGACUACCAGCUGAAUCUCUUGGCCCGGGUUGUUUCCAGCCGUGAGUUCGACUACCACAGCCACACGCUGCAGCAACCGGCGCCAGGACCCGACGGUCACUGGCAGGGCGACGACCACGACGACAAUGACGAUGGGGACGAUGUUGUGGAGGUCGCACCGGAAAGCGAUUUAGCCGCAAUCAAGCGGGAGUGGGCGGUGGGAAGUGGCAUUGAUCACCUUCGCUUGAGCCACAACUGUACCUCUUUGCAAAGCCUGAUCAGCAUUGAUGAAAAUUUCGUGUACCACGAGCUCUAG
Messenger RNA from Trypanosoma conorhini, 2340 nucleotides. Its product is annotated as putative DNA repair helicase. Gene Ontology annotation, cellular component: transcription preinitiation complex; transcription factor TFIIH holo complex; nucleotide-excision repair factor 3 complex. The record is from RefSeq and is a predicted model, not a curated record. NCBI's taxonomy places the organism in Eukaryota, Euglenozoa, Kinetoplastea, Trypanosomatida, Trypanosomatidae. Gene Ontology annotation, biological process: transcription initiation at RNA polymerase II promoter; nucleotide-excision repair. Bases 1 to 2340 code for a protein of 779 amino acids. Gene Ontology annotation, molecular function: 3'-5' DNA helicase activity; DNA binding; ATP binding. The transcript has a single exon.